AUGCAUCGAAUAUGUCAAUUAGUCCCAAAAAUAUCAACAUUAACCACCAACCACCUUGUCAAUGCAUCAUUUAAACAACAAGUACGACACUGUGCUAGUUACUCAACUCAGCGUCAUCAUCUGUCCAUUUCUGAUAAAUUCCGACUAACCAUGUCACGAUUGGCAUCACCAGCAAUGGUAUUAACAUCAGCAAUACCCAUGAUCAAAUCUACUAGCACCAGCCCUAGCACCAGCACUGCACCUCCAGUAACUGAUGACAAGUCACACAUUGACCCCAAGCAAGACCUCCAUGGCAUGACAUUAAGUUCCGUUUGUUCAUUAUCAGUUCACCCCAACCCCUAUCUCGAAUUCAAUUUACAUUUACCGUCAUAUACAUCCACAGCAAUACAUAACCACCAGUAUCUUGCUAUACAUCUUAUGCCACCGACUCGACAUAGUGCCAAGAUAUGUCGUGUUUUCGCCAAGGGUGUUAAAUUGAAUAAACGGGGAACCAAAUGGACCAGCAAACCAAUUACAAAAGCACAACAAUCUGUCGAUAACGACGUAAAAAAUAACAAAAACAACGAUGAAGAUGAUGACGGUGAGAUUUUCCACGAAAUGACGACUCCAUUCACCAACCUAGUCGAGGAUCAAGACUAUACAUUCAUCAAAAAACACGACGAAAACAUAGCAAUCCCCAUCUUAUCCCACGCUGAACUGAUUUUCAUCUGUAAAACGACGCACAAUUUCACCAUUGACGAUCAUGAAAUCUGGGUUGCUAAAGUGAUUGAUGUGAUAACUGACCCGCACUUGCACAAGAGUGGCGGGUUGUUGUAUUUCAAUAAAGGGUUCCAUAAAAUUGGUGAAACGUUAUCUGAAGAGUAG
Molecule: messenger RNA, 864 nt
Organism: Lodderomyces margitis
Lineage: Eukaryota; Fungi; Ascomycota; Pichiomycetes; Serinales; Debaryomycetaceae
Exons: 1
Coding region: 1-864 (287 amino acids)
Molecular function (GO): riboflavin reductase (NADPH) activity; FMN binding
Source: RefSeq, a predicted model, not a curated record